AUGAACGCGACGGCGCCGGCGCUGAUCCCGCCCUUUCGCUUCAGCACCGUCCAGCAGGGACUGUACCGCGGUUCGUACCCCACGCUCAAGAACUUUCGCUUCUUGCGGCGCUUGGGGCUCAAGACGGUCGUGUCGGUGACCCCCGAGCCGCCCACGAGCGACUUGGCGGCCUUUUGCGCCACGGAAAAGAUCACGUUGCGGCACUUUUAUGCCGAGAAGUUCACGUCGGACAACGUGACUGUCUCGCCGGCUACCACCGCGCAGAUUCUGAAUCUUAUCGUGCAGGUGCAGCACCUCCCGCUCUAUCUACACUGUCUCGAUGGCGCCAAUGUCACGGGCAUUGUCGUCAUGGUGCUCCGGAAGCUCUUGCACUGGACCAAGUUGGCGACGAUCUCGGAGUUUUGCAGGUUUACACGGGACCACGGCAUUGAAAAAGACGAGUCUGAGUACUUGGCUGCCUUUUCAGAGGAGAUUGUCGUUGGCGCAGAUGUCCCAGAGUGGCUGUGGAACGGCGUGCGCGUCACGAAACACCCGACAAUGACUGUGCGCCAGCCAUGUUUGGAGCUCGCGACUGCCAACACGCUCGAUGCUGCUGGAAACCUGAGCAACGGCACGCCGAGUCUCAAGUGGGAGACCGACGUCGGAAAGACCGAGGCCAUUUUACGUCAGUUCGAAGAAGCCAGUCGAAACCGCAUUGGCGAAGUGGCCGACGGCAGUGAACAAGUCGAGGCGGUCAUUGACGAGGCACUGCAGGAUGUUCCGCUCACGCGGUCGCUCGAAGCGCUGGAUCUAGCAGGCGUCUGA
This is a messenger RNA of Hyaloperonospora brassicae, 804 nucleotides long. NCBI's taxonomy places the organism in Eukaryota, Oomycota, Peronosporomycetes, Peronosporales, Peronosporaceae. The record is from the annotation of a GenBank genome assembly.